Messenger RNA from Drepanopeziza brunnea f. sp. 'multigermtubi' MB_m1, 1338 nucleotides. RefSeq lists its product as uncharacterized. Gene Ontology annotation, molecular function: ethanolamine-phosphate cytidylyltransferase activity. NCBI's taxonomy places the organism in Eukaryota, Fungi, Ascomycota, Leotiomycetes, Helotiales, Drepanopezizaceae. Gene Ontology annotation, cellular component: cytoplasm. The record is from RefSeq and is a predicted model, not a curated record. Gene Ontology annotation, biological process: phosphatidylethanolamine biosynthetic process.
AUGAGUUCGAGGACAGAGGACGCCGGUCCUCCAGGAGACGCUGCCCCUGAAACUCUGGAUGGUAGGAUCUGGGUGGACGGCUGCUGGGAUUUCUUCCACCACGGCCAUGCCGGCGCGAUGCUGCAAGCCCGCCAGCUCGGCUCGGAGCUCGUCGUGGGCAUCCACUCCGACGAGUCGAUCUUGGAGAAUAAAGGGCCGACGGUCAUGACUUUGAAAGAACGUAUUGCUGCCGUCGAUGCUUGUAGAUGGGUGACCCAGUCCGUACCGUAUGCGCCAUAUGUCACCUCCCUGCCUUGGAUCUCGCACUAUGGGUGCAAGUAUGUUGUGCACGGAGACGAUAUUACCUCGGAUAGCAGUGGGGAGGACUGCUACCGCUUUGUGAAGGCGGCCGGUAGAUUCAAGGUUGUGAAGAGGACGCCGAGUAUUUCGACUACAGAUCUGGUAGGGCGGAUGUUGCUGUGUACUCGCACGCACUUCAUAAAGUCUUUGACGAAACUGCUGGGUGGAGAGGAGGGGUCAGGACCGGAAGAGGAGAGGGUCAAGACGGGGGCCGAUAUGACGGAAAGGAUGAAGAUGUAUGCCACAGACGAGACGGGUUUGAAUCCUGGAUCCAGCGUGUGGUUCUGGACUGCUUCCAUCAAAGCCAGAGAAGACGACACAGAAGAAGAGAAGGGAAAUUUCAGCUGCUUGAGCCAAGGUUCGCAGCCGAAGCCCGGUCAACGCGUUGUCUAUGUCGAUGGCGGCUUCGACCUCUUCUCCUCCGGCCACAUCGAGUUCCUGCGAAAGGUCAUCCAAGCCGAGGAGAAGCUCGGCGAGGAGGAAGGCUGGUACAGCAAGGAAGCAACCGACGAGCGCAUGGGCAAAGGCGCAGACUAUGGUCCGGUCUUCGUCGUCGCAGGCGUCCACGACGACGAGGUCAUCAACCACUGGAAGGGCGUCAACUACCCCAUUAUGAACAUCUACGAGCGCGGCCUCUGCGUGCUGCAGUGCAAGUACGUCAAUUCGGUGAUCUUCGGCGCACCGUUCACGCCUACGCGCGCCUACCUGACCUCGACGCCUUGGGGCACGCCGGAUGCGGUGUACCAUGGCCCGACGUCGUUCAUGCCGCUGACGUACGAUCCUUAUACAGCGCCGAAGGAGAUGGGUAUUUACAAGGAGAUUGGCGAGCAUGAUUUCUCAGAUGUGAAUGCUGGGCAGAUUGUGCAGCGAAUUCUGAAAAGUAGGGAUAUGUACGAGGAGAGGCAGCGGGUGAAGGGGGUGAAGGGGAUCGGAGAAGAGGCCACUCGGAGGAGGGAGGAGAUGGAGGAGCAGCAGAGGGUUAAGGAGGAAGCGGCUUAG